Molecule: messenger RNA, 3958 nt
Organism: Brienomyrus brachyistius
Lineage: Eukaryota; Metazoa; Chordata; Actinopteri; Osteoglossiformes; Mormyridae
Gene: gpcpd1
Product: glycerophosphocholine phosphodiesterase 1
Exons: 22
Coding region: 380-2473 (697 amino acids)
Biological process (GO): glycerophospholipid catabolic process
Molecular function (GO): starch binding; glycerophosphocholine phosphodiesterase activity
Source: RefSeq, a predicted model, not a curated record
GUGAAACGACUGUAACUUUAACUGACCAAUCAUCAACUACACCAAUUAAUGGAAUCGCCAAUAAGCGAACAACUUUCGUGUUCAACGGCAAUGUAUCAAGAUCGGCAUGGCGGCCUGAGAUAUGCUAAUAGUGGGAUAUUUCCGGCUUCAGCUUCACUGAGUAAAGUCGUUGCGUACAGGAAAGUGUCGGUGCAAUGUAUAUAUAUAUCCAUAUGAUGAUUACAAAUUAGUGAAUUCAUGCAGAAGUUGGUUGUUUUUCUGGAGCAAUUCAGCCUAAAUACCCAGUUCAAGGUUACAACACAGAAUUCUUUGUGGGAGCAGUACCAGAAGCCAUUCCAGGUGUGAGGCUUCUUCCUUAACCACUGCCCUACCUGCAGUCAUGGACUACAUUCAAGUAACCGUCAGUAUAAGAGGAUCGACAUGCUCAGGAGAGUCCAUCGCGGUCGUGGGUAGCUGUGAGACCCUUGGUAGCUGGUGUGCGCAAAGAGCAGUAAUACUUCUCCCCGAGGGCGAUGGCACUUUGUGGAAACGGACUAUUGAAGUCCCAAGGGGAGUUGUAGCAAAUUAUCGCUACUUUAAAGGCUACUUUCUAGAAUCUAAGAACGCAAGUGUUCCAUGUCAAGUCAUAGUCAAUAAGUGGGAGACUCACCAACACCCGCGAACUUUGCAGUGCUCAGAGUCUGACAUCUUUAUCGACGAUGGACAUUUUGGUUUUCAUAACGGCGUAGAAUGUGUGGAUUCAGGCUGGCUGACAUGUCAGACGGAAAUCCGCCUGCGCCUCCAUCAUUCCCAGAAGUCCCCUGUGUCGAUCACAAAGAAAAAAUUCAAGAAGUCGAGAUUCAGACUGAAGCUGAUGCUGGAAGGCAUUGAGGAAGAAGAGGAGGAGGAUGAUGAUCAUGAGGAGCAGAGUCCCACAGCCUGGAAUAAAAUGACCACCACGCUGGAGAUCAGCAUGAUCAGCAGCAGUGGUUACAAGUCUCGUCAUUCACAGCCGGAAUGUGGCUAUGCCCUUGAGCCUGACCGCUGGACCGAGUACAGCAUCCUCACCAUGGAUCCCGACAACCUCGAGCUGACCUUUGAGUUCUUUGAGGAGGAGCUGAGUGAGACGGUUGUCCAGGGCGAUGUUCAUCCUGGCCAUGUCGGUACUGCCUGCCUGCUCUCAUCCUCCUUUCUGGAAAGUGGGAAGAACAUUGGAGUGGUCACUCUGCCCAUAAUGGGCAGAAAUUCCAGGCAAACCAUUGGGAAAGUCAGAGUGGACUACCUCGUGAUAAGACCAAUUAAAGGUUUUAUGUGUGACAUGCGUUCCUCGUUCACAAAGUACUGGAAGAAGAGAAGUGCUUUGGAUGUUGGGCACAGAGGAGCUGGCUGCUCACAUUCAGCUAAGCACACCAAGAUCAGGGAAAAUACCAUCGCAUCAUUCAAAAGUGCUGCAAAUCAUGGUGCUGCCUAUGUUGAGUUUGAUGUCCAUCUUUCUAAGGAUUGUAUCCCUAUUGUGUACCAUGAUCUCACAUGCUGUAUUUCUACGAAAAAGAAAAAUCAGGAACCGUCUCUUGAACUGUUUGAAGUUCCUGUAAAGGAUCUCACAUUUGAUCAGCUCCAGCUUUUGAAGCUGGCCCAUGUGACAGCCAUGAAAGUGACAGACCACAAAGAUUGCUUUGACGAGGAGGAGUAUGUCGCUGAACACCAGCCUUUUCCGUCACUUUCCCAGAUCUUUCAAGCAGUUCCUGAACAUGUAGGCUUCAACAUUGAGCUGAAAUGGAUUUCUCAGAUGAGGGAUGGAACCUGGGAUGGAAACCUGUCAUCGUACUUUGACAUGAACAUGUUUCUCGACACCAUCCUAGUAUGCGUGCACCAGCUUGCAGGCAAACGAAGAAUAGUCUUCUCAUCCUUUGAUCCUGAUAUAUGCACAAUGGUUCGCCAGAAGCAGAACAAAUAUCCCAUUCUGUUCCUAACUCAAGGCGUCUCUGACAUCUACCCAGAGCUGAUGGACCUUCGCUGCCGCACUACUGAAAUCGCUAUGAGUUUUGCACAGAGUGAGGAUAUUUUGGGAAUCAGCGCACAUACAGAGGAUCUGCUGAGGAAUAUGGACCUCAUCAAAGAUACCCAGUCAAAGGGCCUGGUGAUCUUCUGCUGGGGGGACGACAACAACGAUCACGAGAACAGGAGGAAGCUGCGAGAGCACAGCAUUGACGGCCUCAUCUAUGACAGAAUUUUUGAAUGCCAGAUGGCACAUUACAUUGAUUCGAGUUCUACAGACACCAGUAAUGUCUCUCUACCUGACCUGAUCUGUGAUGUUGAGCAGUCAAACAUCUUCAAAGUAGAGGAGGAGGUGUCGCUGAAGGCAGUCAUUCCAGAGGAGACACUAAAGAGCUGCAUCUGCUCCACCUACAGCAUCCCGUGCUCCUCCUUGCCCUGUACCAGGAGAGCAGGGGCAGGCAGUGCUGAAUCUGACUCAGGCCUUAGCUCAUCAUGACCUUUCACCAAGUGCUGAUGCCAACAGAUAUGUAAAGACUAGUCUUAUUCCAUCAUUGCUAAAUUUGAGCCUGGGAGGUGAUCUUGGCCAAAAUUGCUUCAGCUUUGUGACUCAAGAAGUAAAUGCCUUUUUCAUUUAUGUGGGCCACAGUUGUGCGUGACGGUAGCAGAGCUGCUGAACAACUUAUACUGUAGCCUUACUUUUUUUCUCAGGUUUAUUUAUUUGUUUGUAUAGAUCAUAAUUGUGUAGCUUCACCAAAUUAUGUUUAUUCCAUGACUCCUUACUUUAAGAAGUGUACGCUUAGGGUCAGCUGUGCCAGAUGCAAUCAUUACAAGAAAAGGAAAACAGAUUAAUGUUCAUGUGUCUGUACACUUUUCCCAACUGCUGUUUUUUUUAGAAAAUGUUUUUCUGCUUGGGUUGUCAGCCAUAACAUGUCUGUCAGUCGUGAUUAUGUUGAUACCUCAAUACAGAUAAGUGGAGAAUUUUGAUAAACGUUCAUUUAUAGGUCUGGAUCCUGUUUCACAGCAUCGCACCUUAUAACAUAUAAGUAUAUACCUAUAAAUGUGCACUUAUUUAUAAGAUGUAUGCUCAAUACAUAUUUGAAAUUUGUGGCUUAUCUAAAUGUAAAAUAUAUUCAGAUGCUUGUGUUCCCUAGUAAUUCACAUGCACAAAUUCAUAUAAACUGUUACUGAGCUCAAUUUUUACUUUUCUGUGCCUGCAAAUUCAUACAUGAUUUAUUUUAGGAUCUAAGUCUGUUUAUCGUGAUUGCAGGACACGUCCUGUUCCCUUUUGUUAUAGCUGACAACCUGCUGCAUAUAAUGACAUUGUGAAAUGCUGAAAGUCACACUGAGAAACAGGAACGCCUCUGGCUGGUUAAAAAAAAAAAUCUCAUUUGCCUUCAGAAUAACUGGUGAAAAGGUGAUUAUGCUGCUUUAUUUACUUAUAAUGUAUGAUGGUUUCAACUGAACCUGUUUGCAGUGUUUCGCCUUGAAUCUGGGUAGAUGCUGCCGAAAAAGCCCUACGUGAGCUGGUGAUGGAGCGCUGGUGGCAUUUUGAAACCGUGAUUAGCAGACGGAUGCAGUCUGCAGCGCCAUCUGUGUCUGUGUUUUUUGCUACUCAAGUUACUGUGUGCUCACAUUGGAGCCUGUAUAACUGAUUUAAUGUGACAUUCGGGUAGCACUGGACAUUAUUAGGUAGUGUUAGAUCGUUUCAGUCCUCACACACAGGAGUACCUCACUUCAGUGUGUGCAUAGCACUCUUCCAUGUUGUUCCUUUCUUCACAUGGCAUUGCAGCUUCACUUGAUGCAGGAAUUCAGUCAUGCGCAUAAUUGCACUGUAUCUGACAUUUUAUGUACAUUAGUGCUCAUAUUCUCUGUGGAAAAGCAGAUGUCUUAAAUGUAUUCUAAAUGGUACCGAGUGCCAUUUUUGAUGGAGUACUCUUAAAAAUGGAAAUGCAUAAAUAAAAAAAAAUAAGACCAAUGAAAA